CGCCCCGUCGCGACUUCGCGAGUCGCCCCGUCCCAGGCUCCCAGCGACCCCGCCCUCCGGCAGUCCGGCGCGGGGGCUCCUCUCCGAUCCGGUGAGCCGAACGAGGACCCCAACUCCCCGAAGAAAGCGGCCACAGCCAGAGCCAGGGUGGCUCGGCUCUCCUCUCACAGACUGCGCCGCAGCGCCUAGCGCUCGGCUGGCAGCCGCCCCGGCCGGUCGGCCCCGCCCCUGCUGCCUACAUCCGCCUGCAGCCAGAAGAUCUGCCUCCAGCGACCGCCCUGCCUGCCCUUGUGGCUUCUGUGGUUCUGCACACCAGCACACGCACUUGUCCCCAAACAACGGCGGCGGCGAUGAGUAUCUCAGAAGAGCUUCCCGGCGAAGGAUCUGACGGUGAGGAGGAGGUCUUCAUCAACGAGGAGGACAUCAUCCACGAGAUAACCAUCGACGAAGAAGAUCUCCCCGACCGCGACGACGAAGAUGACGACGUCGUCAACGGGAUGGUUGAUUCCGAAGACAUCGAUGAUUCUACAUACGCAUUUCAAGGCCACCAAGAUGAAGUCUUCAUUGUCGCCUGCAGUCCUACAGAUUCAUCACUUGUGGCUUCUGGAGGCAAAGAUGAUAGGGGAUUCCUGUGGAGGAUUGGAUCAGAAGAGGGUGCCCUGGAGCUGACUGGACAUAAGGAUACUGUCGGCACAGUGGCUUUCAGUUCAGAUGGAAAUUUGUUGGCUUGUGGAAGUUUUGAUGGGCAAAUAAAUGUGUGGAAUACAGCUACACGAACUCUCAAGGGAACCCUUGAGGGUUCCGGGUCAGGUUUUGAGUGGCUUAAAUGGCAUUCUCGGGGACAUUUGAUAAUCGCAGGAUCAGAGGAUUGUAAUGUAUGGAUGUGGAAUGCCGACCAUAAUGCCAUUCUGAAUACCUUUGCUGGACAUAGUAACACAGUGACAUGUGGUGAUUUUACUCCAGAUGGUAAACUUAUAUGCACUGGAUCGGAUGAUGCGUCUUUGAGGAUAUGGGACCCAAGAAGUGCACAAAGCAGACAUGUUGUUCGAGGCCAUGGCUACCAUUCUGAUGGAUUGACAUGCUUAUCGAUGACUUCGGAUUCACAAACGGUUGUUAGCGGCUCCAAGGACAGUUCUGUGCACAUUGUGAAUUUAAACUCGGGCCAGGUCGUUGGCUCAUUAGCAGGCCACACCAAUUCUAUUGAGUGCCUUGGUAUCUCGUCAAGCUAUGGCUGGGUAGCUACAGGGAGCAUGGAUCAAAAGCUGAUCAUCUGGGACCUCACGCACCAAUCCAGCCGAUGCAUUUGCGAACAUGAUGAGGGCGUGACAUCGCUGACAUGGCUAGGUUCGUCAAGGUACGUUGCGUCAGGAUGCAUUGACGGCAAGGUGCGCAUCUGGGACAGCCUCUCUGGAGCCUGCGCCAGGGAGUUCAGUGGGCAUGCAGAUGUAGUACAGUCGCUGGCCAUCACUGCUGACGGCAACACCAUGGUCUCCGCCUCAUCAGAUGGCUCCGCCCGUGUGUUUGACAUCUCCAUGUUCAAGUGAAGGAAACCGGGACGGAGUACAUGUUUAUGCUAUGGCUUGAUUGUGAUGCACGAUUGAUCAUGGCAUGCCAUGGUAAUAUGCGAUUGUACUACUCUGCUCAUGGAAAAAUCGUGCAUUUGUAUUGCAUAUGACUCCACUUGUAGUAUCUAUUACAGCAGAACAAAGGAUGUAUUUAUAUAUAUUCCGUUUUUCCCCUUUGGAGAGAAGGAAUCAAUUGUGAUAGCAGUGAUAGAAUUCGGACGGGAAUUCUGUCUCAAAAUUAUAUUAAUAUGAGCUAGUUUGGG
Molecule: messenger RNA, 1828 nt
Organism: Zea mays
Lineage: Eukaryota; Viridiplantae; Streptophyta; Magnoliopsida; Poales; Poaceae
Molecular function (GO): protein binding
Source: RefSeq, marked provisional